This is a messenger RNA of Diachasma alloeum, 1969 nucleotides long. RefSeq names its product sphingomyelin phosphodiesterase. The coding region runs from base 1 to 1812 and encodes 603 amino acids. The record is from RefSeq and is a predicted model, not a curated record. The transcript has 8 exons. NCBI's taxonomy places the organism in Eukaryota, Metazoa, Arthropoda, Insecta, Hymenoptera, Braconidae. Gene Ontology annotation, cellular component: lysosome. Gene Ontology annotation, biological process: ceramide biosynthetic process; sphingomyelin catabolic process. Gene Ontology annotation, molecular function: acid sphingomyelin phosphodiesterase activity.
AUGCCGAUUUCUGUGGCUCUGCUUGCUGCACUCGUAACUUUAGUUGGCUUCAGCCGCAGUGCAAGGACCGAAGAUGAAGUGACAGUUUUUUCGGAGGAAAUUUCGAAAUUGGCGAGAACCGGAGAAUUUUCUCCCCAACUAGAAGCAAUAAUAAAUAGACUAGCGCUUCCCGAAAAUUGGUACGAUGACCCUCGCAUUGCCAUUGACGACGUGCGCCCACGAGCGACUUGCACGACAUGCAAGGCUUUUGCUAAAAGCAUCAUCAAGUUGAGACGCGGGGGAACUUCCACAGAAGCCAUUCAAGCCGCGCUCAUAAAAUCGUGCAUUCGAUUGCAUCUUCACACGGACAUCGUCUGUCGAGGAUCCAUCAAAUUAAAUACGCCAGUCUUCUUCUGGAUCAUUGACAACGAUCCAACGGUCACGGCGGAGGACUACUGCGCGCUCUCCCUGCAGAACUCCCGUUGCGCCCGGGCGCCAGCGAAAUUCGAGUGGACUGUCGAGAUCGAUCGCAAUCCGCCUAAAGUGCUCGAUGCAACGCCGUCGGAUGAACAUUUGAAAAUAGUUCAUGUAUCCGAUAUUCAUUACGAUCCACUCUAUGAACCGAAUGGGAACGCUCGGUGCGGCCAGCCCAAUUGCUGCAGGAGGGGACAGGGACCCUCAACCCCUGGGGUUGCGCCCGCUGGGUACUGGGGGGAUUAUCGCGUGUGCGACACUCCCUGGCAUGCGGUUGUUGAUGCUUUGGAUCAUGUGAACAGUACUCAUUCGGACGCUGAAUAUAUUUACUACACUGGCGACAUCGUCGAUCACGGCGAGUGGGAAACGACACGAGAUGGGAACAAGAAAAUUAUAAAGGAAGUUUUCAAAAAGAUAAAGGAGACCUUUGGAAAAACCCCGGUGUUUCCUAUCAUUGGCAAUCACGAGGCGAAUCCUCUGAAUAUAUUUGCUUCUUCGAAAGUUGAUAACGACGAAGUGUCAACCAAGUGGCUGUACGAAUUAUUAGCUGACAUCUGGAUAAAUUCGGGUUGGCUUCCAGAGUCCACGAGAAAUACUAUUGUCCAAGGUGGAUUCUACACAGUCUCUCCCAAAAAAGGCUUCCGGAUAAUCGCACUCAACAACAAUGUCGCAUACACUUACAAUUGGUGGCUCAUCUACGAGCCCAAUGACCUGGGAGGCCAAUUGAAAUGGCUGGCAGAGACUCUGCUCGAGGCUGAGAAAAACGAGGAAUUCGUUCACAUCUUGGCUCACGUGCCCUCGGGAAAUCAUGACCAACAGAACACGUGGAGUCGAGAGUACCGGAAGAUUAUCAAUCGAUUUGCCCACAUAAUCACUGGACAAUUCAAUGGGCACACCCACAGCGACGAGUUCAACCUAUUCUACGACCCUCAGGACCUCUCCAAGAUCGUCAACGUCGCCUGGAACGGCGGCAGUGUGACGACCUGGUCUUACGUCAACCCGAAUUACAGGACUUAUACAGUCAAUGGAAAAACUUUCGAAGUUGAAGACACACAGAAUUGGAUGUACAACAUGACAGAAGCUAAUUUGACCCCCGAGAAACGUCCAAAUUGGGUGAAAUCGUACUCCUUCAGAGAGGAAUAUGGACUCAAAGACCUAUCGAUGAAGAGUUUACGCGACUUGAUCCUCGAACUAGCGAAGGAAGGUCCCAAAGCGACUGCUUACAACAGGCACAUUUCAAAGGAUGCUCAAGCCCAAACGUGCAAUAAAAAAUGUGCAAUCAAAAAUGCAUGCAAGAUAGUCACUAGCAUCAACAACAACGACACUGAUUGCAAAUACAUCAAAGGAUUGAAUCCCUGAAGGACAAUAAAAUGCUACAUCAUGUCGUGAAUUAGUUCAAUGACGAUUCAAAAUAUUUUCUGGCUAAUUAAACUAAUUAAACUAUUGACCAACAAUUAACUGAAAAAUAUCAAUUAUAUUUUCCACUGUAUUUCUAAAUACAAUAAUAAUCCGUAUU